AGCCAUGGGACGAGAGACCCUGGCCCUCGGCUGGGCAGGCGCUGCCAUCCUGGUGUUGCAGACGCUGGCUGCGGCAGAGGGCGCCCCGCGGCACCCCGGAGAUAAGGGCAGGGUAUUUGCGGAACUGAGUGCCCAAGAAAUCAAGGCCGUGCACAGCUUCCUCUGGUCCCAGAAGGAGCUGAGGCUGGAGUCAUCCAACACGCUGACCGUGGCCAAGAACUCCGUGUUCCUUAUUGAGAUGCUGCUGCCCAAGAAGCAACACGUGCUCAAGUUUCUGGAUAAAGGCCACCAGCCUCCCGUUAGGGAGGCGCGUGCCGUCAUCUUCUUCGGAGCCCAGGAGCAGCCCAACAUCACCGAGUUUGCCGUGGGGCCGCUGCCAAGGCCCCGGUAUCUGCGACACCUGCCGUUCAGGCCCAGGCACCAGGCCUCCUGGGCCUCCAGGCCCAUCUCCAAGGCAGAGUACGCCCUCUUGAGUCACAUGCUGCAGGAGGCCACCAAGCCCCUGCACCGGUUUUUCAUGCGCACAGCGGGCGCUGUGCUCGGAAACUGCUCCCAGCGGUGCCUGACUUUCACCGACGUGUCACCCCGAGGCGUGGCCUCCGGCCAGCGCCGCACUUGGUUCAUCCUGCAGCGGGAAAUCGAAGGCUACUUCCUGCACCCCACUGGGAUGGAGCUUCUGCUGGACCAUGAAAGCACGAACCCCCGGGACUGGACGGUGGAGCGGGUCUGGUACAACGGGAGGUUCUACCGGAGCCCCGAGGAGCUGGCUAAGAAGUACGACGAUGGAGAGGUGGACGCGGUGGUCUUGGAGGACCCUCUCGCCAAAGGCAAGGACGGAGCGAACCUGCCCGAGGCGGCCCUCUUCUCCUCCUACCAGUUACGCGGGGACUUGGGCGUCUCCAAGAGCGGCCCCCGCCUGGUGCAGCCCAAGGGCGCGCGCUACAGCCUAGACGGCCACACGGUGCGCUACGCCGGCUGGAGCUUCUCCUUCCGCCUGCGCUCGUCCUCCGGGCUGCAGGUCCUGGACGUGCGCUUUGGCGGUGAGCGCGUAGCCUACGAGGUGAGCGUGCAGGAGGCCGCGGCGCUGUACGGAGGACACACGCCCGCCGGCAUGCAAACCAAGUACUUGGACGUGGGCUGGGGCUUGGGCAGCGUCACUCAUGAGCUGGCCCCUGGCAUCGAUUGCCCGGACACGGCCACCUUCCUGGACGCCCUCCACUACUACGACGACGACGGCCCCGUCCUCUACCCCCGGGCCCUCUGUCUCUUCGAGAUGCCCACGGGGGUGCCCAUCCGGCGGCACUUCGACUCCAACUUCAACGGUGGCUUCAAUUUCUAUGCGGGGCUCAAGGGUCAGGCGCUGGUGCUGAGGACCACGUCGACUGUCUACAACUAUGACUACAUCUGGGAUUUCAUCUUCUACCCCAACGGGGUGAUGGAGGCCAAGAUGCAUGCCACCGGCUACAUCCAUGCCACCUUCUACACCCCCGAGGGGCUGCGCCACGGGACCCGCCUGCACACGCACCUCAUGGGCAACAUGCACACCCACCUCAUACAUUACCGCGUCGACCUGGAUGUGGCAGGCACCAAGAAUAGCUUCCAGACCCUGCAGAUGAAGCUGGAAAACAUCUCCAACCCCUGGAGCCCAGGACACCGCGUGGUCCAGCCUGCUCUCCAGCAGAUGCGGUAUUCUCGGGAGCGCCAGGCAGCCUUCCGCUUUGGACAUUCUCUGCCUAAAUACCUGCUUUUUACUAGCCCCAAGCAGAACCCCUGGGGCCACCAGCGCAGCUACCGAGUGCAGAUCCACUCCAUGGCCGAGCAAGUGCUGCCCCCAGGCUGGCAAGAGGAGCGGGCCGUCACCUGGGCCAGGUACCCCCUAGCGGUGACCAAAUACCGGGAGUCAGAGAGGUACAGCAGCAGCAUCUACAACCAGAACGACCCCUGGGACCCACCUGUCGUCUUUGAGGAGUUUCUUCACAACAAUGAGAACAUUGAAGACGAGGAUCUGGUGGCCUGGGUCACGGUGGGCUUCCUGCACAUCCCCCACGCAGAGGACAUCCCCAACACAGCCACGCCCGGGAACUCCGUGGGCUUCCUGCUCCGACCCUUCAACUUCUUCCCAGAGGACCCGUCCCUGGCAUCCAGAGACCUCAUAAUCGUGCAACCUCUGGAAAAUGGCUCCAGCUACACCCAGAACUGGAUGCCUGAGGAAGACGGGGACUGCUUGAAGCCACCCCCUUUCAGCUACAAUGGAACCUACAGGCUUGUGUGAAGGCCCCUGCCCCCCACUGAGUCCCACCUGAAGCCCAAGCGCCCCCCUCCUCCAGGGACAGAUGAUAAACACCUCUGGGGCGGCUUCGGAGGCUUCCUGGAGGAAGCACAGUGGGUGAGGCCACGCCCCAGGCCAGGCAUGUAGGACACACACGGAUGAGAAACCCAAGGCUUUGGUCUCCACCCCAGAGAAGACCUCCAUGGCUAUGGCAAAUGACAGUCACUGAAAUACUAGGUUGGCCUGUGAGGUCAGUGUAAGGAAUCUGAGGCUGAUGGCUCCCUCCUGGAAGACUAGGGGUCACUGAUGAGCACGCCAAGUAGUGCAAGCACAGGAAGACACUGGAAAAAUCUAGCGAAACUACCACCUCCUCUUCCCUUUGACUUACUGAUCCAACUUCUUGGAGUUAUUGUGGAGAUCUACUUACAAACACAGGAAAAAUAGAUGUACAUAGCAAUUUACUGAAGGACUCUUUGUACUGGCAAAGUCUGGGAAAAAAACCCAAACCUCCAUCAACAGGAAAUGGAGAUCUACAAGAGAGAGCCUGUAGAUGUUAAUAAACCUUGGAAUGCCCACACAAUGCAAUUGUAGGUGACUGUGAAAGGGAUAUGUGCAGGGAUAUUCGCUGUCCUGUUGGGAAGAGCUUCAUGAUGUACUCAGAAUACAGGUAUAGAACAAUAGAUGGCAUGCUAAUCUGUGUAUAAGAAAAGAGAGAAAUACAUGUACUCAUACAUACUCUUGAAAGAUAACACAUGAUUCUAAUAAAAGUGGUUACCCAUUGUCUUCAUCCA
This is a messenger RNA of Odocoileus virginianus texanus, 3060 nucleotides long. RefSeq names its product amine oxidase copper containing 1 (gene AOC1). Gene Ontology annotation, cellular component: plasma membrane. The record is from RefSeq and is a predicted model, not a curated record. Gene Ontology annotation, molecular function: quinone binding; copper ion binding; primary methylamine oxidase activity. NCBI's taxonomy places the organism in Eukaryota, Metazoa, Chordata, Mammalia, Artiodactyla, Cervidae. Gene Ontology annotation, biological process: amine metabolic process; response to antibiotic.